This is a messenger RNA of Myotis brandtii (Brandt's bat), 3602 nucleotides long. It is a transcript of the gene TRMT2A, whose product is annotated as tRNA methyltransferase 2 homolog A. Lineage: Eukaryota; Metazoa; Chordata; Mammalia; Chiroptera; Vespertilionidae. Gene Ontology annotation, molecular function: nucleic acid binding; RNA methyltransferase activity. The coding region runs from base 213 to 2090 and encodes 625 amino acids. The transcript is spliced from 12 exons. The record is from RefSeq and is a predicted model, not a curated record. Gene Ontology annotation, biological process: RNA processing.
CCGGGACCUGAGCACCGAGGGUUCGAGCCCCGCCCUCGGGUCGUAGCCGGGAGGCGGCCUCAGGGAGCCAAACCCGCGCUCUGAGAGCUUCCCGUGCGCCAGGCCCAGGGUGAGGUGGUGGAUCCAGGCAGCAGGACCGACCGGACGAUGAGUGACAAGCGCGACAACGAAGCAAAGUGAAGGGCGAUCCCGGCUAGAGACGCGGGGCGGCGAUGGCGGACUUCAUGAAAGGAGAUGGAGAUGGGGGCGCGGGCCCUGGGCCAAUGGAUGGCUGCGGCCAGGACAGCAGCAGUGCCCUGGGCACCUCUGCAGCCCCAGUCCCCGACGAGAAGGAGGAGGAAGAAGGAGGAGCUGGGACAGCUGCCAAGUCAGGCCCGCAGCCAGGGCUCUACGGCUACAUCAGGGACGACCUGUUCACUUCAGAGAUCUUCAAAUUGGAGCUGCAGAACGUGCCACGCCACGCCAGCUUCAGUGAUGUCCGACGCUUUCUGGGCCGCUUUGGCCUGCAGCCCCAUAAGACCAAACUCUUCGGCCAACCUCCUUGCGCUUUUGUGACAUUCCGCUGCGCCGCUGAGCGGGACAAGGCUUUGCGUGUACUGCACGGUGCCCUCUGGAAGGGCCGCCCUCUCAGCGUGCGCCUGGCCAGGCCCAAGGCCGAUCCCAUGGCCAGGAAGAGGCAGCGUGAGGAGGAGGGUGAGCCUCCAGCCACGUGCGUGGCUGAUGUAGUGACCCCUCUUUGGACGGUGCCCUAUGAUGAGCAGCUUGACCGGAAGCGGCUGGAGUGUGAACAGGUGCUGCAGAAGCUUGCCAAGGAAAUUGGGAACACCAACCGUGCCCUGCUGCCCUGGCUGAUCUCGCAGAGGCACAAGCACAACAAAGCCUGCUGCCCCCUGGAGGGGGUCCGACCAUCACCCCAGCAGACCGAGUAUCGGAACAAGUGUGAGUUUCUGGUGGGCAUCGGAGUGGAUGGAGAGGACAACACUGUGGGCUGCCGGCUAGGAAAGUACAAGGGCGGGACCUGUGCUGUGGCGGCCCCCUUUGACACUGUGCACAUCCCCGAGGCCACCAAGCAGGUGGUGAAGGCUUUUCAAGAGUUUAUCCGGUCUACUCCGUACUCGGCAUACGACCCAGAGACAUACUCAGGCCACUGGAAGCAGCUGACCGUGCGCACCAGCCGCCGUGGCCAAGCCAUGGCCAUUGCCUACUUCCAUCCUCAGAAACUGAGCCCUGAGGAGCUGGCAGGGCUGAAGGCCUCCUUAGCGCAGCACUUCACAGUGGGACCAGGCAAGGCCAGCGGGGUGACCUGCCUCUACUUCGUGAAGGAGGGACAGCGAAAGACUCCCAGCCAAGAGGGCCUGCCCCUGGAGCACAUAGCUGGGGACCAGUACAUCCACGAAGAUCUGCUGGGGUUGACCUUCCAGAUUUCCCCUCAUGCCUUCUUCCAGGUGAACACCCCAGCUGCUGAGGUGCUCUACACAGUCAUCCAGGACUGGGCCCAGCUGGAUACAGAGAGCACAGUGCUGGACGUGUGCUGUGGCACUGGCACCAUCGGCCUGGCCCUGGCCCGGAAGGUGAAGAGAGUUGUGGGGAUUGAGCUGUGCCAGGAAGCUGUGGAGGAUGCCCGGGUGAAUGCCAACAACAAUGAGUUGAGCAAUGUCGAGUUCCACUGUGGGAGGGCCGAGGACCUGGUGCCUGCCCUGGUGAGCAAACUGGCCUCCCAGAAGCUUGUUGCCAUCCUGGACCCACCCCGUGCCGGCCUGCAUUCCAAAGUGAUCCUGGCCAUCCGCAGAGCUGAGAACCUCAAGCGGCUCCUGUACGUCUCCUGCAACCCGCGGGCGGCCAUGGGCAACUUUGUAGACCUCUGCAGAGCCCCAUCUAAUCGGGUGAAGGGCACCCCCUUCCGGCCAGUCAAAGCUGUGGCUGUGGACCUGUUCCCGCAGACCCCGCAUUGCGAGAUGCUCAUCUUGUUCGAGAGGGUGGAGCACCCCAAUGGCACAGAGACCCUGGAGCCCCAGGACCCACCAGCUCAGCACUCACCUGGGCCCCCAGAUGACACCCAGCAGGAAUCUGGGUCCUCCCCUCCUUCCUAGGCCCCAGAGCAGUGGAAACCAGCCUUUCCAGAACACGUCUAGUCGGCAUCACGGGCAGAAACCAAGUGGCUCCUCAAAUCCUUGCCUCACCCCAAAACACUGAGGCAGUACUACCAACAGGACAUAAGACCCAGCUGUCCUGCCCAGGGCCUUCCCGUUACUGUGGGUUAUAGGCUCUUGCACCCUGCACACAGGUACACACACACUCAUUCUUUUUGGACCACAAGGGCCAGAAUAAACAACUGCUAAACUACUGAUGUUUCUGUGAUGAGAAACCAAGGCCAAGUGUGUGUGUAGGGGGGAGUGGGGGUGUACAACACAAGGCAAGGGGCUGUCCUUGCCCGUCUAGCCCCCACUUUCCCUGCACCAAAGGGAGGACCCUCAAUUUUGUUCCACCCCCAACUGAACCCCGAAGAAGGAAGCUGGGCUGGGAUGCUGUUUGGCUAUUAUGGGGAGCAGCUGUGUCCAGGCAAAUGCCCUAAGCUCAGUGGGGUUUGCUCCAGAGAGGUUCUGGCAAACUGAGGGUCCACAAGACCCCCUAGUCUUCCACAGCUAGAAAAAAACACCAGUCAGAACCUUUUGGACAGGUUUGUUUUAUGUGUCCAAACAAUCAAGGCUCACUGUUACAGCCAUGGCCCAGCCACCAUCUGGGACAUACAUGAUGCACAGAGGUGGCAUCAGAUCAGCAGAGGCUCUCCUUGCCCUCUACCCCCACAGCACAGCUGUGUGCACACAACACGCACACCACACAUGGGACAGGAAGGAUAUGGUGGGGCCACAGAGGCUCACCCACUUCUAGUAACACGUGCACAAAGCUUUGGUUCAUAAUGGCGCAUCUGGCUGUUUUAAGGGCAAACCGUCAGUCAAUUAUUCAUUGCUGCAGACAGGAAGCAAGACAGAAGCAAGUGUAUAAUUACAGCAAUUUGAUUGAGGACUCUGUUUUAUAAAGGUCAACACAGAAGCUAACCUUGGUCACAUGGGUGCUGAGGGAGGGAUACACUGGGUGGCCUACAAGGCCAACAUUGUCUUCCCGGAAGCAGACACCACCAAUUGUCUUCCUGGAAACAAAACACCAUCCACAGGGGAUGUGGUGGACAGGCACACCCAAAGAACAUAACAAUGCAACCCAGCGCUGGGCUCCUGUAUCUGGCAGUGCACCAUGAACAUGUGGCACCCUGAAGAGGUGCUGGGAACAGGAAACCAAUGGCUAACCACCACUACCUUACAUGUGGGGACAACCAAGGGCCCCCGCACGCCCUGGGACUCAGAGCAGGGUCACAUCUAACCCUGCACCCGUCCACAGGGGCCACCUGGAGAGCACAGGCUGCUGGUCAGAGGAGUGAGCUGGUUACCAGACCUGGCUGCACAGGGCGGCUGCCUUUGAAAUCCAGUGAAGCCACCGUCCAUGUGCUUGCACCAAAUCUGGAGAGGAGUGCCAGUUUGUGAUCAAGAAUGGAUUGCACUACGGGUCCUUGUUCCCUCUUCUUAAAUAAACCCACGUGCUAAAAUUCA